AUGGAGGAGCAGCAGGCUCUGGUAGCCUCCAAGGACGGGGAUGUAGCCACCUUGGAGCGACUGUUCGAGGCGGGUGCCCUGAGCCCAGGCAUCACUGAUGAGUUGGGGGCUGGCCUGGUGCAUCACGCCACCCGGGCUGGCCACCUGGACUGUGUCAAGUUCCUGGUGCAGAGGGCCAAGCUGCCAGGCAACCAGCAGGCACACAACGGAGCCACACCAGUGCACGAUGCAGCAGCCACUGGCAACCUGGCCGAGCUGUGCUGGCUGGUCCGUGACGGGGGCUGCGGGUUGCAGGACCAAGAUGCCUCAGGUGUCUCCCCAUUACACCUGGCUGCCAGGUUUAGCCAUCCGGCCCUGGUGGAGUGGCUGCUGCACGAGGGCCAUGCGGCCACACUGGAGACGCUGGAGGGGGCCUUGCCACUGCACCAUGCUGCUGUCAGUGGUGACCUGACCUGUGUGAAGCUCCUGACAGCUGCCCACAGCAGUGGUGUGAACCAGCAGACCCGCAAUGGCGCCUCUCCACUCUACCUGGCCUGCCAGGAGGGCCACCUGCAUCUGGCACAGUUCCUGGUGAAAGACUGUGGGGCCGACGUGCGACUGCGUGCCCUGGAUGGCAUGAGCUCACUGCAUGCUGCAGCUGCCCGUGGCCACUACUCUCUGGUUGUCUGGCUGGUCACAUUCACAGACAUUGGCCUGACAGCACAGGAUAACGAAGGAGCCACGGCCCUGCACUUUGCAGCUCGGGGUGGCCACACACCUAUUCUUGACCGGCUUCUGCUCAUGGGUGCUCCCAUCGUGAGAGACUCCUGGGGAGGAACUCCCCUGCAUGACGCAGCUGAGAAUGGACACAUGGAGUGCUGCCAGACCCUGCUCUCCCACCGCGUAGACCCCUUCCUGCGUGAUGAAGACGGCUAUACAGCGAUGGACCUGGCGGACUAUCACGGACAUCAGGAUUGCGCCCAGUAUCUGCGGGAAAUGUCUCGGCCGGUGCCACCAGUCCUGAUGACACCCCCACCCCCACCAUUUCCACCUCCUCCACUGUUGACUGAAAGGCUGUCCGAGGAAGAUGGAAGAAGAGCCAACUCAGGACUCAGGAGUCCCCCGUCUGUAACUCUCAGCCCAGCCUGGCCUGGUCAGCCUGUCCCAAGGAAGCCAAUGGCCUGUGCAGCCCCUCUGAGGGUCACCACCAGUCUCCCAGCUGCCCUUAAGGGGCCUGAGAUGGAAGCCCGGGACUCCCAUGAUGGCCUGGCCACUCUGCAGCUGGAUGGGUUGCCUUCAGGAGACCUUGACGUGCUGGUACCCACACAGGACGAGCGUGGCCGGCCCAUCCCCGAGUGGAAGCGGCAGGUGAUGGUUCGGAAACUGCAGGCACGCCUCGGUGCAGACCAUCUUCCAGAAGAUCAGGACCAGAGUCAGAGCCGAACCUCAGGCCCCACCCCCGCAGAACAGGCGACUUGGAGGUAUUCGCAGACACACCAGGCCAUCCUCGGCCCCUUUGGGGAGCUGCUGACUGAGGACGACCUGGUCUACCUGGAGAAGCAGAUCAACGACCUGCAGCUCCGGCGCCGCUGCCAGGAGUAUGAGAGCGAGCUGGGCCGGUUGGCAGCCCAGCUGCAGGCCCUCCUGCCGGAGCCCCUGGUCAGCAUCACUGUCAACAGUCACUUUCUACCCCGGGCUCCAGGCCUGGAAGACGAGGAAGCCCAGGCCCUGGUACCAGAACUCGAAGCCUCAGCGGAGCCUGGGAAGGCCGAGCCCAGCGGGCAGCCGCUGCCCUUCUGGUGCAGCCACAUCGGUCGCCUGGUGCGCAGCAUGUCCCUGCUGCUGAAGGGCAUGAACGGGCUAACGCAGGGAGAGGAGAAGCUGCCCGCCCGGAACCCACAGGACCCGGCCAAGGAGGCCAUGGCCGGCCCACCUCGAAGCGAGGCUCAGCGUGAGAUCCAGGAGUGCGGGGUGUCGGUGAGGACGCUGCGGGGGAACUUCGAGUCUGCCCGGGAUCUGCCUUGCGCCUCAAACUCGGGUCCCUGUGAGAUGGGAGCUCGGCGCGGCCAGUGCAUCAUCACCCACCUGCUGGGCACCUGGAAGGCCAUCAUGGCACACGUGCCGGCCCGGCAGCUCCGGAGGCUGAGCCGCAGGGCGCGCGGGCCACUGUCCCCAGAGCAGUUCUUGCCGCACGUGGACGGGGCGCCCGUACCCUACAACAGCCUCUCGCUGGACCUGUUCAUGCUCGGCUACUUCCAGCUCCUGGAAUGCGACCUGCCGGCCGAGGAGCGCAAGAUGCGUCACCUGCUGUGCUUCGAGGUCUUCGAGAACCUGGGUGCGCACGGCUGGGAGGCGGUGCGCGCCUUCCACAAGGCGGUGACCGACGAGGUGGCCGCGGGCCGCCGUACCUGGACCGACGGCUUCGAGGACAUCAAAGCCCGCUUCUUCGGCUCCAGCCAGGGUCCAGCCUGGGACACGGAGCCUGGCCGCAAGCUGGGCCUGACACCACUAGGGUCCUUGCCCCACGCUGCCCUCCCGGGCAGCGGCCCCAAACCUGUCGCCCCGAGGCUGGGGUCUGACUCCCAGCGGGACAGCUUCAACAGCGGAGACAUCUGUGGCUACAUCGACCGCAGCUUUGCCUUCUGGAAGGAAAAAGAAGCUGAAAUGUUUAGCUUUGGAGAAUGA
Molecule: messenger RNA, 2664 nt
Organism: Cricetulus griseus (Chinese hamster)
Lineage: Eukaryota; Metazoa; Chordata; Mammalia; Rodentia; Cricetidae
Source: RefSeq, a predicted model, not a curated record